This is a messenger RNA of Arabidopsis arenosa, 1494 nucleotides long. The record is from the annotation of a GenBank genome assembly. NCBI's taxonomy places the organism in Eukaryota, Viridiplantae, Streptophyta, Magnoliopsida, Brassicales, Brassicaceae.
CGAUCAUCGUCGCCACCAUCAUGCUUUAUCAACGAUGGUGGAGAUCCAACAUACCACCGGGACCAAAACCAAAGUUUCUGAUUGGGAACCUUCAUCAAAUGAAACCACUUUGGACGCAUUCUUUCUCGGAGUGGUCACAGACUUAUGGUCCUAUCAUAUCGGUGUGGAUAGGGUCACAGCUCACCGUUGUGGUCUCCAGCUCUGAUUUAGCCAGACAAGUGUUGAGAGACAAAGACCAUCAAUUGUCUAACAGACACAGGAUCGCGAGGAUGACUCAGACCGGUACUGAUCUUGUUUGGUCUGAUUACAGUCCACAUUAUGUCAAACUGAGGAAACUCUGUACACUCGAACUCUUCUCUCUGAAAAGCAUCGAGAAUUUCAGGUCGUUGAGAGAGAUGGAAGCAAGAUCGAUGGUUGUGUUGAUUCUGAAGGACUUAAUGAGCGAUUCAGGCGAUGGCCAGGCAAGAAAACCGGUGGUCGUGAGGAAGUACCUAGCUGCGGUUGUUUUGAACACCAUCUCAAGAUUAAUGAUCGGGAAAGAGUUCGGGUCUGAGGAAGGAAAGGAGUUUAAAUCAAUCGUUGAGAAAGAACAUCUUCUCAGUGGCUCAGGGACGAUUCUCGAUCACGUCUGGUGGCUCAAAUGGGUUUCGUCUUGGUUCAUCAGCGAUAAGGAAUUCUUAGCCCACAAGGAUCGCAGAACAAAGUGGUUUAGAGGAGCUAUAAUGGUGGAAGAAGAUGUAGCAAUAGAGGAUCACAGGGGCUUUGUUCGGAAAUUGUUAGUGUUGAAAGAGCAGAAAGAGCUAAGCGAAGAGACGGUUGGCGGACUAGUCUGGAACAUGUUAACCGCGGGUGCUGACACAACUGCAGUUGUUAUCGAAUGGGCUAUGGCAGAGAUGAUCAAAUGCCCGGCCGUGCAAGAAAAGGCGCAACAGGAGCUUGAUUCCGUGGUUGGAUCCGAAAGGUUAAUGUCUGAAUCAGAUAUCCCGAAACUGCCAUAUCUGCAAUGCGUGGUUAAAGAAGCUCUCCGUCUUCACCCGUCAACACCAUUAAUGCUUCCACACAAAGCAAGCGAAACAGUUUGGGUAGGUGGGUACAAGGUUCCUAAGGGCGCCACGGUUUAUGUCAAUGUGCAGGCGAUUGGGCGAGACCCUGCAAACUGGAUAAACCCGUAUGAGUUUAGACCAGAGCGGUUCCUUCAGGAGGAAACUGAUGUUAAAGGUCGAGACUUUAGGGUUCUUCCGUUCGGAUCAGGAAGACGGAUGUGUCCAGCGGCACAGCUCAGCAUGAACUUGAUGACAUUGGUGAUGGGAAAUUUGUUGCAUUGCUUCUCAUGGAGUUCCCCUAUUCCUGGAGAGAGGAUUGACAUGAGCGAGAAUCCUGGAUUGCUUUGUAACAUGAGGACUCCACUGCAGGCUCUAGCUUUGCCGAGAGCUGCAGCAAGAGUUAUACCUUUACCUUUAGAUUAACAUAGAUAAAUAAUCAGACACAUAAGAU